Mus caroli (Ryukyu mouse) is the source of this 2862-nucleotide messenger RNA. RefSeq names its product cytochrome P450 family 2 subfamily S member 1 (gene Cyp2s1). The record is from RefSeq and is a predicted model, not a curated record. NCBI's taxonomy places the organism in Eukaryota, Metazoa, Chordata, Mammalia, Rodentia, Muridae. Gene Ontology annotation, biological process: xenobiotic metabolic process; epoxygenase P450 pathway. Gene Ontology annotation, cellular component: intracellular membrane-bounded organelle; cytoplasm. Gene Ontology annotation, molecular function: iron ion binding; arachidonate epoxygenase activity; oxidoreductase activity, acting on paired donors, with incorporation or reduction of molecular oxygen, reduced flavin or flavoprotein as one donor, and incorporation of one atom of oxygen.
CCCAAGGUACUGUCUCCGCCCUCUGAACCCCGGGAAAACCUUGGUAACCUGGGAGAUACAUUCGCGCGAUGGUGUGAGACUUCUGGCGACAGCGGGCCAGAGACGGAGAAAUAGGGGUGCGGGGAGCGACGCCUUGCAGGAGGCUGCCCCGCCCCACUCCUCUUGAUUUCGUUGAGGAGGGAGCCGCCCCGUUCCCGCCCCUAACUAGUCCGGCGGCAAGGAGCUUCUAGGAGGUACAGACCCAGCCGACCUGCAGAGAUGGAGGCAGCCAGCACCUGGGUGCUGCUGCUGGCCCUGCUGCUGCUGCUACUACUGCUGCCUCUGACGCUAUUAAGGACCCCGGCCCGAGGCUACCUACCCCCGGGGCCCACGCCGCUGCCGUUCCUGGGGAACCUCCUGCAGCUGCGUCCCGGGGCUCUGUACUCGGGGCUUUUGCGGCUAAGUAAGAAGUAUGGGCCUGUGUUCACGGUAUACCUGGGCCCCCGGCGCCGCGUGGUGGUCCUGGUUGGACAUGAUGCUGUAAGAGAAGCCUUGGGAGGUCAGGCUGAGGAAUUCAGCGGGCGUGGAACAUUGGCAACGCUGGAUAAGACCUUUGAUGGUCACGGAGUUUUCUUUGCCAAUGGGGAGCGGUGGAAACAGCUGAGGAAAUUCACCCUGCUCGCUCUACGGGACCUGGGCAUGGGCAAGCGAGAAGGCGAGGAGCUGAUCCAGGCGGAGGUGCAGAAUCUGGUGGAGGCUUUCCAGAAGACAGAAGGACGUCCAUUCAACCCUUCCAUGCUGCUGGCCCAGGCCACCUCUAAUGUCGUCUGUUCCCUUGUCUUUGGCAUCCGUUUGCCCUACGACGAUAAAGAGUUCCAGGCUGUGAUCCAGGCAGCAAGUGGUACCUUGUUAGGGAUCAGCUCUCCGUGGGGCCAGGCCUACGAGAUGUUCUCCUGGCUACUGCAGCCCCUGCCAGGCCCCCACACACAGCUCCAGCACCACUUGGGCACCCUGGCUGCCUUCACUAUCCAGCAGGUACAGAAACACCAGGGACGCUUCCAAACCUCAGGUCCUGCACGUGACGUCGUUGAUGCCUUCCUGCUAAAGAUGGCACAGGAGAAACAAGACCCAGGUACAGAAUUCACCGAGAAGAACUUGCUGAUGACGGUCACAUACCUGCUGUUUGCUGGGACCAUGACCAUCGGUGCCACCAUCCGCUAUGCCCUCCUGCUCCUGCUGAGAUACCCUCAAGUCCAGCAGCGCGUCCGGGAGGAGCUCAUACAGGAGCUGGGUCCUGGCAGGGCUCCGAGUCUCAGCGAUCGAGUUCGCCUCCCUUACACGGAUGCCGUUUUACACGAGGCACAGCGGCUCCUGGCACUGGUACCCAUGGGCAUGCCCCACACCAUCACGAGGACCACUUGCUUCCGAGGGUACACUCUGCCCAAGGGCACUGAGGUCUUUCCUCUGAUUGGCUCCAUACUGCAUGACCCUGCGGUUUUCCAGAACCCAGGAGAGUUCCAUCCAGGCCGCUUCCUGGACGAUGAUGGUCGGUUGAGAAAACACGAAGCCUUCCUGCCCUACUCCUUAGGUAAGCGAGUCUGCCUGGGAGAAGGCCUGGCUCGGGCCGAGUUGUGGCUUUUCUUCACUUCCAUCUUGCAAGCCUUCUCCCUGGAGACCCCGUGCCCACCGGGUGACCUGAGCCUGAAGCCAGCCAUCAGUGGACUUUUCAACAUCCCCCCGGACUUCCAGCUGCGGGUCUGGCCCACUGGCGACCAGUCCAGAUGAAGGAAGGAGUUUGGAAGGUGGGAGCCGUCUGGGUUGAAAGAGCCUCAAGGGUGUGUGUGAAGCAGGUGUCUCAGAAGCAACAUCACACUACACACCACGUAUCAAGGCAGCUGUGGAGACCAGGGACCACACCCCCACCACACAACUGCACAGCAACUGAUGCAUAGGCUUCUUUUUUGGAGAGGGCUGUCUGAAACGGGGAUCUUGCUAUGUGGUAACACAAACCGAUCUCAAACUUGUAAUCCUCCCGCCUCAGCGUCCUGCUCGCUGGAAUUACAGGUAUGCACCACCAUGAGCUGCAUAGGCUUUCAGCCUACAUCAUGUAAUAUAGGCCAUCUGGAAUUGCAAGCAUAUAGCUAGUUACUCCGCUGUCCACCACACGACUCUGUAUGCUCACAACUCUAAUCCAGUGACUGCCUACACAGACACACAAACAACCCAACCGCAUUCGGGACUCUUACUCCCUGUCUAACACGCUCAGCACCGCUGUUGCUGGGUCCCUGCCAUAGAAAACAGCAAGCCCCAGCUGGGGUCAUGUCACAGCCAGAACGAUGUUCUGUCUACUCCCAUGGAUGACCUCACCCCCAUCCAGGCACAUGAGUGGCUCUAUCGACGGCCACCAGCCAGUAAUCCACACAGCCAAACCGUAUGUGACAAGAUCUUGGCCCUUCCAAACUUCUUCCCACUGAGACACACCGUGACGACAUACGGUUCCCCAGUCACCUCCACACCCAUGCCGCUCCAACACGCUCCUUCCGACAAAUGUGCCCAAAUAUAAAGGUUUCCUGGUCUGUGAUUGUGCACACAGACCUUCUACAAAUGAGGACCAGCCACUCAAAGAAAAAGGUUUCAGGUUUCCCAGCCAUGUUAUCAGGGGCCUGCUCUCAAACACAUUCUGAUCUCGGAGCUGCCUGCAAGUCCUCAUCAGAGUGCUGGAAAUGUAUCCUUCUCCUGGAAGGACUAACUGGCCAUACAGGGAUGGUGCAGGGGAGUGCUGUUGGCUGUUUCCAGCCCUCUUUAUCAGGACAGAAGCCAUAGCUGACCUCUUUGUGACUUGAAGGUUCCCGUUUUGCAAUAAAAGUUUGUUUCUGGCCCGAA